AGACGGAAGUAUCUAUUCAGGAAGCCGUUCCUCAUAAGGUUGUUGUUCUGUCCUCCGAGAAACUGAAAGUGUCAAAUCAGCCAGAGAUCAACAAUCCAACACAGAUUCGAAAACGAUUAACUUUGCUAAAUAUUCGGAAGAGCUCCAGAUCACAGAGGUCUUGUACACUGAGCCAGUCGUGGCUCACUCAUGGUUGAUCUGGAGACCCCAUACAAAACCUGACACAUGAUGGCCUGUGAAGAUGAACCUCCAGAGAAGCACUGCUGGGUGUGUUUUGCCACGGAGAAAGAAGAUCGGGCUGCAGAAUGGGUCAGCCCGUGCCGCUGUAAGGGAUGUACAAAGUGGAUCCAUCAGGCUUGCUUACAGCGAUGGCUCGACGAAAAGCAGAAAGGCAACAGCGGUGGAACUGUGAGCUGCCCACAAUGUGGAACCGAAUACAGUAUAGUUUUCCCCAAAACGGGGCCCUUGGUGUACUUCCUCCAGCAGGUUGAUAGAGCUCUAUCCAGGGCAAGCCCAUUCGCUGCGGCUGGAGUGGUUGUGGGCACUGUCUAUUGGUCAGCCGUCACCUACGGUGCUGUCACAGUUAUGCAGGUAGUGGGCCAUAAGAAGGGUCUAGAUGUGAUGGAGCGUGCAGACCCUCUUUUCCUGCUCAUGGGUUUGCCCACCAUUCCAGUCAUGCUGGUACUGGGAAAAAUGAUACGUUGGGAGGAUUACGUCGUGCGGCUUUGGCAGCGUCACUCUUCCAAACUUCAGAUCUUUAAUGGGCUCGUUCCUGGGAUGGGGCGUUCUCUGCCCCGGAUCCCAGUGGAGGGCAGUUAUGGAGGAGACCAUCUCUCGGUGUCUCGUACCCUGUGCGGCGCUCUGGUCUUCCCUUCCGUCGCCAACCUGGUCGGUCGUCUCCUGUUCCGUAGGGUCACGUCUAACCUUCAGCGUACCAUCCUGGGUGGCAUUGCCUUUGUGGUGAUGAAGGGAGUGUUGAAAGUGUAUUUCAAACAGCAGCAGUACCUCAUACAGGCCAACAGACACAUCCUAAACUUCCCCGCACCGGAGGGAAGAGCAGACGGCAAUAUUGAAGAUAGCAACGAUGACAGCAGCAACGAAUAAAGACAAUGCACUUUGGGCAAGCAACAACUGCACUAUAGUAUAAGAUUGUUCAGAAUAAAAUGAUUCAUAUUUACAAAUGUUUUAAAGACAUUGUUAUUGUGUUUCACAUGGCCCUUAUGCAGUGUUCAGACAAGCUCACUUUGCAACAUAUUCUUUGUUAAACACAAGAAUGUCUCAUCUGUGAGAGGCUGGCUGUUUGCAUUUUAAAGUGCCUGUAAUAGCAAAAAGCACCACCAGAUGGUGCCAGAUGUAAGGGUAGUAAUAUUGCACAGUGCACUUGUGUGGCCUGUGAAGAAAUACAUUUUAAUUUAGACAGCAGACAUACCAGCAUGGUCACCCAAACAUUAUGCACAUUUAUUUUUCUGCUUAAAGUUGAUUGAUUUCUACAUUUUUCUAUAAGUAUAAGUGACAUAUAAAAAUAAACGUAGAAUUUAAUCUUAAAUAUUCUUCUCAUAAUUUUCUUAUGUGGGUGGUUAGAAGUCCAAUUUGGUAUAUGGGAGAAUCUCACAAAAUCUGUUUGUUAUUGUUAUUCUGUAUGAACAAUUUGAAAGAUCAUUUAAAUUUUCUCUCAUUACUGUAAUGAAUUUCAUUUGAGGAAAUGUGCUGAAUUGUUAUGAAAACAAUGUGCCAAUACAAAACAAAAAACAUA
Triplophysa dalaica is the source of this 1753-nucleotide messenger RNA. It is a transcript of the gene marchf5l, whose product is annotated as membrane-associated ring finger (C3HC4) 5, like. The coding region runs from base 226 to 1104 and encodes 292 amino acids. The record is from RefSeq and is a predicted model, not a curated record. The transcript has 7 exons. Lineage: Eukaryota; Metazoa; Chordata; Actinopteri; Cypriniformes; Nemacheilidae. Gene Ontology annotation, molecular function: zinc ion binding.